Molecule: messenger RNA, 429 nt
Organism: Penicillium samsonianum
Lineage: Eukaryota; Fungi; Ascomycota; Eurotiomycetes; Eurotiales; Aspergillaceae
Exons: 1
Coding region: 1-429 (142 amino acids)
Source: RefSeq, a predicted model, not a curated record
AUGGCAAUACAUUUGACACAUGUCGCUCGCUGCUUGGAAUCUACCAAAUUACUCUUCAUUACUGCCGAAUGGAGUCUGUCAUAUCCGACAUUCAAAAAGUCGGCAAACUCAACGGGCUUCAAAUACCCCGGCCUCCGGGAUUCCAAGGCACCAGCCUGCCCACUCAACAGCAUGCAACCUGUCCGGCUCCCAAGCUUCGCAGGCCCACGACACUUCUCUGUGUCUCACUUGGAUCCCGCUUCUCACCAUGUGCAUUCUCGCCUUCUCUCAAUGCCCUUGGGCACGUUCAGCAGUGUAGUGUUCUUCCUGCGGGAUGUCCUACACGAGCGCGAACAGAUCGUCUCCGUCUGCUCGAGCCAGUCGCAUACACCAGUAAUCCGCGGUCUGGAAGUUGACCUGUUUCCCCACCGCCCGCUGUGGAUGGUGUAG